Molecule: messenger RNA, 1756 nt
Organism: Cavia porcellus (domestic guinea pig)
Lineage: Eukaryota; Metazoa; Chordata; Mammalia; Rodentia; Caviidae
Product: CD209 antigen-like protein E
Exons: 7
Coding region: 141-896 (251 amino acids)
Source: RefSeq, a predicted model, not a curated record
CCUCCUCCUUACCUCUUCCGGGAUAGUCAGUUCCCUGUUUCUCUUCCUGUGUGACUAUAAAUUAAAGAAAAAGAAGCAGGCAGUGGGACAUUAAAGCUCUGGCUCCCAGGGGUCUGGGACACAAAGGGACAGUGGUGGACAUGUGUGACUCCAAGGAAGCCAGAAAGCAGCCGCUGGGGUCAUUGGACGAGGAAGAGCUGAUAACCAGCGGUACCAGAUAUUCUCUAAAAAGCUUUAGCUACCGACUUAUGUCUACAUUCAGCUGCUUGGCAGGGUGUCAGGGCAAUGAGCUCAUCUCCCUGAUCGUACAGCUGUUCUUUCUUGUUCUCUUCACUGGACUUCUGGUGGCCAUCCUUGCCCAAGUCUCCAAGGUUCCCAGCAACGAGGAGCAGGAGGAGGAAAAGUCAAACCAGGAGAAAAUCUACCAGGAACUCAACCAAUUUAAGACUGGAUUUGAUCGUCUGUGCCGGCCCUGCCCCUGGGACUGGACAUUCUUCCAAGGGAAGUGCUAUUUCUUCUCCAAGUCGAAACGGAACUGGCAUGAAUCUAUCACUGCCUGCCAGGAGGCAGGGGCUCAACUGGUCAUUGUGGAAAAUGAUGAAGAGCAGAGCUUCCUGCAACAGACUUCUAAGAAGAAGGGCUUUGCAUGGAUGGGACUUUCAGACCUCAACAAGGAAUCCACCUGGCGCUGGGUGGAUGACUCGCCUCUGGCAUUCAGCCUCAUGCAGUACUGGAAUAAAGGGCAGCCCAACAACAAUAAUGAACAAGACUGUGUGGAAUUUCGAGGCGAUGGCUGGAAUGAUGCCAGGUGUGAUAUCAAGAAGUUCUGGAUCUGCAAAAAAUCUGUCACUCCGUGCUCCAACAAGUUCCCCUCUGCAGCCUCUGCUGCCCAGUAGCAGAACCGUACCACGUUUAUUCCAGUCUUUGACCCACACUAUGGACACUGAGGUUUGAACAAUGGCUUCAGGACUGUUCUCUGUCACAUUCCUCAUCCCCAGUGAGGCUGGACCACGUGGUCCUCUCUGAUGUCUCCGGGUUCCCCCCUGGUUCUGUGGCUGUGGUUCUGAUUGAUCUUUGUAGUUUAAUACAGUGGCCAGCUGUGAGACAUGCAGAGGCUGCAUGUGUUCUGUUGAUCUACUUUGUCUUCCUUGAUGAUGUCACAAGGUUUGCAUGGCCAAGUGCAACUGCUGGCGCAUCCUCUGGGGCUUUAUCCCACCCCGGCCUGCUUUCCUUCCAUCUGCUCAACGUCCAUGCACAUCCCCUGAGACCCUUGGCCUGGGGACUUUCCCUGGUGACCGUGCCUCAUCCUGAAGGCUGAAAACACGAGGAAACUGAUUUCCUCUCGUCAGCCAAUGACUACGUGUACUGCUGUACAAAUACCCCAGCCUCUUGCCCCCUUGGUGAUUCUCUGGUGAACUCCAAAGUGGGCUCCUGGAUCUCUUUUCAAGGAAAGACACAUUUCUCCAGCUGCCCCACUGUCUGAGGGAAGAAGCUGUCACCUGCCAGUCCUUCCUGCCUGGACUCUGCUGCAGGGAGCAGCCUUCACCAAGGACAAGCUCCUCCCUUGUGCAAGUCACAUGAGUUUGGGAUGAUAAAGAUUGGGCCGUGUCGGACCACAAUGGGACACCCUUGAAGGAUCAUUCAGAUUCCAGAGCUCUGCAUAUGGCAUCACUCACUGUUGUCAGACCUGCGCUGCAGAAUGUGUCCCCUAACCAUUCCUACUCCCUUAUGUGGAAAAAUAAAAAUGUACACGCAA